CCGCGUUCUCUCUCGCAUCGCAUUCUCACGUUUUGCUCGAUUCUUCCCCCUCCUCCUCCUCCUCCUCCUUCUUCAACCUUCUCGCUCUUCAAGCCUCGAGCUACUUCCGUCGAGCAAUGGCGAGGCCCGUGGACGCCCCUCGGGUUCUCCGGGAGAUCGAAGUCGUGGUGGUCGACGUCGAAAACGUUGCCUCCCGGGGAAAUGCGGAGCUCCAACCGAUCAGCUCCGGCGUCGGGCCGGAAACUCCCGGGAGCGGCGCCGGGCGCUCGCCGGAGGAACCCGCGGCCUCAUCCCGAGAAAGCUCGGCCGGAACCGUCCGCGAGCAGUGGGAAGAGUUGCCCGUCCACGAGAACACGAGGGUUUCGUCGAGUUCGCGUGCGGUUGAGGCAUUGACUCCUGGCUCCAACGCUUCGUCUCGGCGGAAUUCGCGGCUGCUCGUGAACAGGCCGAAAUCGAGGCUUCUGGAUCCUCCCGAGGACCAAUGGCAGCAGCGGUCGAGGAUCGCGGCAGAUUCGGGGCCGUUCUCGGCGAAAGGCGGCGAUGAUCGCAAAGAAGAAAAGGACGAUUUCGAGGACAUUCCGGAGGAGUACAAACACACGAAGCUCGGCUUGUGGACGGUGCUUCAAUUCGUGAGUCUCGUUUUGAUCAUCGCAGCUCUAGUUUGUAGUCUUUGGAUAAAUGCACUAAAGAGGCAAACACUGUGGGAUCUUCCUCUGUGGAAGUGGGAGAUCAUGGUUUUCGCGCUUAUUUGCGGAAAUUUAGUGUCUGAUUGGUUGAUCACAUUGGCCGUGUUCUUGAUUGAGCGGAAUUUCAUACUGAGGAAGAAAGUUUUGUACUUCGUCUACGGAUUGAAGAAAGCUGUCCGAAAUUGUAUCUGGUUCGGUCUCGUCCUGCUUGUGUGGAAUUGUGUGUUUGACGAUAAGGUUGAGAAGGAGACUAAGAGCAGGAUAUUGCCAAAAGUAACAAAGAUACUCGUGUGCGUUUUCAUAGGCGCUGUGAUCUGGCUCCUGAAGACUCUGCUCAUUAAGGUCCUUGCCUCGUCAUUUCACGUGAACGCCUUCUUUGAGAGGAUUCAGGAGUCCCUCUUCAAUCAGUAUUUGAUAGGGAUGCUCUCGGGCCCGCCGCUGUUUGAGAAGUUCUACAACGAAGAGGAGGAGAGGGCGAUUGCUGAGUUCCGAGAGCUUCAGGAUGCGGGGGCCAACAUUCCUAGCAAUCUGAGGGAAACUCUUCUCCCGAGAAGCGACAAAUUUGCGGGGAAUGGGAAGAGCCCCAUUGUGGGGAAGAGCCCUCGACUUUCGAGAGAAGCUUCACGCGGGCAGGACAUGAAUAUCCCAAUCGAGCAACUGCACAGGCUGAAUCAAAAGAAUGUAUCGGCUUGGAACAUGAAGAGGUUGAUGAAUAUCAUAAGGAAUGGCACCUUAUCUACUCUGGAUGAGCACAUUCGUCCUUCUGAUGUGAAGGACGAGGCCACAUUGGAGAUAAGAAGUGAGCGCGAGGCAGAGAUGGCAGCCAAAAGGAUAUUCAGGAACGUUGCUAAGCAGGGUUCGAAGUGCAUAUAUUUGGAGGAUGUGAUGUGCUUCAUGAGUAAAGAUGAAGCUUACAAGGCAAUGGAUCUCUUCGGAGCAGCAUCUGAACGCGAGGGAAUCAGCUGGCUGUCUCUUAAAAAUUGGGCGGUGAAUGCAUUUAGAGAGAGGAGGGCCCUUGCUUUGUCUCUAAACGACACUAAAACUGCAGUGGACAAACUCCAUAAGAUGUUGAAUGUCAUCAUGGCUUUCAUCAUCGUGAUUAUUUGCCUCGCUAUACUACAAGUCAAUGUCACCCACUUCCUUAUUGUCAUAAGCUCGCAGCUUAUUGUCAUGGCAUUUGUCUUUGGGAAUACCUGCAAGACCAUUUUCGAAGCUAUCAUCUACCUAUUCGUUAUACAUCCUUUUGACGUGGGUGAUCGCUGUGAGGUGGAUGGAGUGCAGAUGGUGGUGGAAGAGAUAAAUAUACUGACUACAGUCUUCCUGAGGUAUGACAACCAAAAAAUUGUAUACCUAAACAGUGUCUUAGCUGCCAAGCCCAUAAGUAAUUACUACAGGAGCCCAGAUAUGGGUGAUGGAGUCGAUUUCUCUAUCCAUAUCUCGACUCCGGCCGAGAAAGUUGCUAUCAUGAAGGAACGAAUAGUCAGCUAUAUUGAGAGCAGGAGUGACCACUGGCAUCCGGCGCCAAUGGUGGUGACAAGGGAGAUUGAAGACUUGAACAGAGUGCUGAUGUCGGUUUGGCUCACACACCGAAUGAAUCAUCAGGACAUGGGCGAAAGAUUUGUCAGGAGAGCUCUUUUGGUUGAAGAGAUGAUCAAAAUCUUCAAAGAGCUCGACAUCGAGUACCGGUUGCGGCCUCUUGAUGUGAACAUCCAAAGCUUACCCAGUCCAAAUUCAACUAGGCUUCCUUCAAAUUGAACAGCAGGCGGUAGCUGAUCAUACUCCAAUAUGGACAAGCACCAGCUAAUUUUCCCACGAAGUCUCGGACUCAAGGAUGUCAUUCUCCGAUAUCGACAGAACAGUCUUUUGACCAUGACAUCUUCGUGUGAAAGACAUUUGUAUAAUUGCCCCACGAAUGUAGCUUCGCCAUAAAAUGAUAAAUUCUAAUGAAAUUAACCUUACAAUUGCUUGGA
Molecule: messenger RNA, 2656 nt
Organism: Syzygium oleosum
Lineage: Eukaryota; Viridiplantae; Streptophyta; Magnoliopsida; Myrtales; Myrtaceae
Product: mechanosensitive ion channel protein 6-like
Exons: 5
Coding region: 117-2441 (774 amino acids)
Biological process (GO): monoatomic anion transport; transmembrane transport
Cellular component (GO): plasma membrane
Molecular function (GO): mechanosensitive monoatomic ion channel activity
Source: RefSeq, a predicted model, not a curated record